GACCGGGACCCUGCGUGCAGGAACGAACACGUUCAGUCAGUGCAUUCAGUAGACGUCAACCCUACAGUCGGACAAGUUCAGUGACAGGUGAAUUAUUUCACACACAGUCACUAAAGUGUCAGCGGUAGCUGAAAGCAAUCGAUCGAAUGAGCGUACCGAUUACUAGGACGAUUAACUUUAGAUUCUACAAUCACCCGUUUAUUAUCGGACGCCCAAGCAGUCAUAAUAGAAGAAAAAUAAGAAGAAGAAGACCCGUUUAAUAGUGACAUAUCAAUAUCGUUGAAAUGGCCCCAAACAAGUUUGAAACGUGCAAAAAUGACAAUGAUUGUCUUGACAAACAAUAUUGUUAUGAUAUCUCCGGACGAUGCGUGAACAUUUUGGAUUGUAGCAAAUACAAUCGCAUGAAAGGAGAGAUCCCUGCACGGGAGCCAUCGCAAUGUGGUCCAUGCAUGAAAGAAUACUCAACAGAGAUUCUCGCUACUGACAAAGAGAACCUAUUAUGCUACUAUACGAAAGAUCAAGUUGAACUUAAUACUACGGGUAUUAUAUGGAUAAUUGUAGGGAUAAUUCUGGCAGUGAUUAGUAUCAUCUACCUUUUGUAUGCUUAUCGCAACUGUAUUCGAAGGAUUUUUACACGCAACUCUAAUUCAAAUAAUUCAUCAGAUAUACCGGAAGUAACAUCAAAUAAUUUUAAUGGUAUGGUAGUCGCCAGUGCACCAGAAGAAGAGCAAGAACCGUUCAUUGGAUUUGGUAAAAAAAGAUGUGAUUACGUACCACAAAACAAUAAUGAAGGCAUAAAAGAAACUAACCAAUAUCAAAAAAGUUUUCCGUUCCUAAUUGAGCCUCAGAAUAGACCAAUCAAUGAGGUUAUCAAUAAUUACAACAUUAAUCAACCGAUUUGUAGAGACGUGGCUAUUCCUAUCCCGGCUAUUGAGGAAAAUCACAGGAAUACAGAAAGAGAAGAAGCUGAUUUAUCUAUUAGUGAACUUUAUACUUCUAAUAGCAAUGAAAAUGGUGACACUACAGAUUCUGCCUGUAAGCCAAACAAUCAAGACGAGCAAAAAUCAAAAAGUCAUAAUAUAAUCAUCAAUCAAAUGGUCCAACAAAAUAUCACACUACACCUGAAUGGAGAUGAAUAAUCACAAUCAUAUUAAUGUUGACAUCUCAAUAUAAUCCGUUAAUAGUAUAUUUAGACACAUCAACAUAUAGAUACAAACUACCUUUACAUCGUAAUAAUUUGUGAUCACAUCUCUGAUUAUCUUAAUCGACUAAUUAAAUUUAUAAAAUAAAUCAAAAUUGCAAAACAUAGUUUAUUAUAAAUAUUAUUAUAAAUGUAAAGUUGAUUAGUUUUAAAUUCUUGCAAUUUUGGCAAUUCUUAAUCUUUAAUUGGAUGCUUAAGUUAAGCGGAGAUUGUGAAGCUAGUUAUUCCAUUUUGACUAGGUAGCUUUGUAUGUGAAUUUUGAACUAAUGUUUCUAUUUUCCCUUUAUUAUCUAUAUCAGAUAGUAAUAAUAAAUUUAUUUUCGACCUGCUGUCA
Messenger RNA from Nylanderia fulva, 1535 nucleotides. RefSeq lists its product as uncharacterized. Lineage: Eukaryota; Metazoa; Arthropoda; Insecta; Hymenoptera; Formicidae. The record is from RefSeq and is a predicted model, not a curated record.